AUGAGUUUUGCUAAUUUGUUACGAAAUUCGAGAGCUGCUACUUUGACAAAAUGUUUUCAGGAAUCUAGUCCAUCUACUACACAUAACGGAGCUCGUGGAGAUUGGGGUUGUAAACGAAAUUUGCCGCGGAUAAGGACAAGAUAUAUAUCCGUAAAUGAGUUGGAUAGUGUAUACAACCAAAUGGAAUUUCAGUCGAGUGCUCGAUUUGUUCGCCUUUUACGGAAUUGGUUUGAUGCUGGGUUCGUAAGGGAUCCGGCAGAGCAGGCAAUAACCCAAGAGUUGGUAAAGGAAUCCAAACCCAUCCAGUCAAAUUAUCGCAAUCGAUUUGGUUUACAAAAUCAGAGGUCGAAUGAUUCCAGUCCUAUAGAAAAUUCCAAUUUUAGGAGGUUUAAUGUUGCGGCUGGUAUACAGUACAGUAAUGUACCUUUAAUAACUUCUCACGUUACACCUAAGUACGAGUCUAAUUGCGGAUAUCAUCGCCGCAAACUAAUCGCGCAUACCUUAAAUUCAGACGCUUCUACCGCACACUACGGGUUAGGAGGUUUGAUUCUUAGGUUGCCCAAGACUCGCGUCAUGUCUCGAAAUAGAACUUUACCACUUUUCUCUAAGGAAUACCGCAUAUCGUAUACCAUGUACAAAAAUGGGCAACUUCGUAUUGAACCUUAUUCAGGACCUUUUCUUGGAGGACAAGGAGUCUUUGCUAUGGAACCUGAUGAGUUGAACUCCUUUUUUCAUAAGGAUUUGAAAUCGGUAGCCGAAGAACCUGUUAUGACAAGUAGUAUUCAAAAAGUAAGGAAAAAUCCGGCAGUCAAGUUGGACGUUGAAGACGAAUUUGAUCCAUCACCCAAAACUCCAUUGUAA
Messenger RNA from Schizosaccharomyces cryophilus OY26, 861 nucleotides. RefSeq names its product ribosomal protein subunit L51-b. The transcript has 2 exons. Gene Ontology annotation, cellular component: mitochondrial small ribosomal subunit. Lineage: Eukaryota; Fungi; Ascomycota; Schizosaccharomycetes; Schizosaccharomycetales; Schizosaccharomycetaceae. The record is from RefSeq and is a predicted model, not a curated record. The coding region runs from base 1 to 861 and encodes 286 amino acids. Gene Ontology annotation, biological process: mitochondrial translational initiation. Gene Ontology annotation, molecular function: structural constituent of ribosome.